AUGCCGCCGUGUAAGGAUGUGGAGCAGGUUUCAGUGCGUGCGGCUGAUGGGACAGAAGCUCAGGAUUCAGUCUGGAGCGUCAGAGAUCAGAGAUCCAGAGACACACAGGACUCAGAGCUCAGCCUCACUUUACUCUGUUAUACUGACGCUCAGGAUCAUGAAUCCACUGAUCAAACCUCUGACUGUAACGCUGGAGAACAGCAGAUGCUGCAGACGCCGCUGAAGAUGUGCUCCGUCAAACUGCUGGACUGCAGGAACCUGAUGGAGAGCCGAGGAGAAGAAACCACCGCAGAGAAAGAACAACAACACACUGAUUGUGUUUGUCAGGAUGUGGAGCAGGUUUCAGUGCGUGCGGCUGAUGGGACAGAAGCUCAGGAUUCAGUCUGGAGCGUCAGAGAUCAGAGAUCCAGAGACACACAGGACUCAGAGCUCAGCCUCACUUUACUCUGUUAUACUGACGCUCAGGAUCAUGAAUCCACUGAUCAAACCUCUGACUGUAACGCUGGAGAACAGCAGAUGCUGCAGACGCCGCUGAAGAUGUGCUCCGUCAAACUGCUGGACUGCAGGAACCUGAUGGAGAGCCGAGGAGAAGAAACCACCGCAGAGAAAGAACAACAACACAGUGAUGAGGAAGAGGAGGAGGAGGAUGAGAAUAAUGGGGAUGAUGAUGAUGAAGAUUUCAUUCCUCCAGAUGACGAAGGCUGUUCAUCUUCUGACAGAGAAACAGACUUAACAUCAAAAGAUCAGCUGACGGUCAAAAGUUUCUCCUGCGCCACCUGUGGAAAAACACUGAGUUCACAGAGAAACCUAACGAGACACGAGAGACAACACACAGAAAAGAAAUGCUUCACUAACACCAGCUUUCCUACCGCAGAAGAGAGGAGACUUCAUUCAAAAGAGCACAGCAUGAAGAAGGAGUUUCACUGUGAACAGUGCGGGAAGGAUUUUUUCUUUCAUUCUAGUCUAAAAGUUCACUUGAAGACUCACAGUGAAAAGUCUUUCCACUGCAGCGAAUGUGACAAGUAUUUAAGCACCAAACAAUCUCUUCUUGCUCAUAAGCGAAUCCACACGGGAGAAAGACCGUACAAGUGUCCUCACUGUGAGAAGAGCUUCAAUCAUGGAUCUAAUCUGAAGACACAUGUGCGUGUUCACACCAAUGAGAGGCCGUAUCAGUGCAGUGAAUGUGGGAAAACCUUUAGGCAGUUAUUUUCUCUGAAGUCACACCAAAGUGUACACUCUGAUGAGAAACCGUUUCAGUGCAAACACUGCGACAAACGAUUCCGUCAAAGAUCUAAUCUGAAUCGUCACGAACAGAUUCACACCGGAGAGAAACCAUAUCACUGCAGCGUUUGUGGGAAGAGUUUCAGUAAGGUUGAUACUUUACAAAAGCACAAGAGGGUGGGUCUGAAGAAGGAGUUUCACUGUGAACAGUGUGGGAAGGGUUCUUUCAUUCAUUCUAGUCUAAAAGUUCACUUGAAGACUCCCGGUGAAAAGUCUUUCCACUGCAGCGAAUGUGACAAGUAUUUCAGCACCAAACAAUACCUUCUUGCUCAUAAGCGAAUCCACACGGGAGAAAGACCAUACAAGUGUCCUCACUGUGAGAAGAGCUUCAAUCAUGGAUCUAAUCUGAAGACACAUGUGCGUGUUCACACCAAUGAGAGGCCGUAUCAGUGCAGUGAAUGUGGGAAAACCUUUAGGCAGUUAUUUUCUCUGAAGUCACACCAAAGUGUACACUCUGAUGAGAAACCGUUUCAGUGCAAACACUGCGACAAACGAUUCCGUCGAAGAUCUAAUCUGAAUUGUCACGAGAGGAUUCACACCGGAGAGAAACCAUAUCUGUGCUCCUACUGCGGAAAGAGCUUUUCUAGUCCAUCUCAAUUUGUAUCUCAUAAGAGAGUCCACACUGGAGAAAAACCAUAUCACUGCAGCGUCUGUGGGAAGAGUUUCAGUAAGGUUGGUACUUUACAAAAGCACAAGAGGAUUCAUACUGGAGAAAGACCGUUCAAGUGUUCUCACUGUGACAAGACGUUUGCUCGAUCAGGCGUCCUUAAGGUCCAUCAGCGAGUUCAUACAGGAGAGAAACCUUACUCCUGCUCCAUCUGCGGCGAGAGAUUCGCUUAUUUAGGUAGUUUUCAGACCCACCAGAACAAACACGCUAAAGAACAAACUGCUCCAGAAUCAUCAGAGUGACUUUCAUCAGUCAAUCUGGAGAAAAAAACUAAAAAAUGUUCAUUGAGCUCUUACUGCCAGUAGGGGGCAGUGAUUUUUUUUAAUGCGGUGGAUUGAUCCAAGUGCUGUAUAUAAAGUAGAGUAAUGAUUUUAUGUUAAACCAGACAGAACUAUUAAAAAUCCUCAAAAUAAAAUACUACAAUAAUACGAGCGCCUGGAUUUCAUAAGGCUGUUAAUCAUGUUUUAUGUGGUGAAAUGCAUGAAGGAGAGUCACUGGCAAAUACACUCUGUUUUUCAUUGCUGGACCGGUUUCUUUUAAUCAAGAAAGAACCAUGGUUUAUUAAUUAUCCAUUUCUUCACUGUUCUUCCAGAGCAUUUAUGCUGCCGUGUAAGGUAAGAUAUUUACUUGGUAGAAACGAAUCCUCUGGGUGGAUAAGUUUGGUGGUUUUGUGGGAGCUACUU
Sinocyclocheilus grahami is the source of this 2631-nucleotide messenger RNA. RefSeq names its product zinc finger protein 345-like. NCBI's taxonomy places the organism in Eukaryota, Metazoa, Chordata, Actinopteri, Cypriniformes, Cyprinidae. Bases 1 to 2190 code for a protein of 729 amino acids. Gene Ontology annotation, biological process: regulation of cytokine production; negative regulation of transcription by RNA polymerase II; regulation of immune system process. The record is from RefSeq and is a predicted model, not a curated record. Gene Ontology annotation, cellular component: nucleoplasm. The transcript is spliced from 5 exons. Gene Ontology annotation, molecular function: DNA-binding transcription repressor activity, RNA polymerase II-specific; RNA polymerase II cis-regulatory region sequence-specific DNA binding.